Molecule: messenger RNA, 5784 nt
Organism: Gloeophyllum trabeum ATCC 11539
Lineage: Eukaryota; Fungi; Basidiomycota; Agaricomycetes; Gloeophyllales; Gloeophyllaceae
Product: ARM repeat-containing protein
Exons: 18
Coding region: 58-5757 (1899 amino acids)
Biological process (GO): intracellular protein localization; endocytosis; retrograde transport, endosome to Golgi
Cellular component (GO): endocytic vesicle; membrane; Golgi apparatus
Source: RefSeq, a predicted model, not a curated record
AUCUCCUUGUACACUCUUACGGAGGCCAGGACUCUCUUUGAUACUGUACAGAAAUUCAUGAGCAUAGUGGGCGAUUUCAAGGCGACCGAUAAAGACAUCAGCAAGAUUGCAGCCUUAUACUGUGUGGGGGAGCUUAUGUUGAAGUUCGGCUCUCAGGUCAUGUCCUUCAUGGCCGAGAUAGGGACGGUGACUGUCAAGAUAUACAGGUCUUCCAACUCAAUCUCUUUGCGGUACCAUGCACUUAGGGCCCUGCGAAAGUCAUUGGUCUCGGCUAGGAGGGCUGUUACGGACAAUGCCACAAGAGAUAUAUUGAAGCAAAUGAGACAUGGCUUGGGUGACAAGGCGUUGCCAAUCCAACGGGCCGCCGCAGAAGUACUCAUGGUUAUGUAUGGCACUGGCACCGAUAUCCGCACUUCAGCGGAUAUAGAAGCCAUCGUUCUUCUGUGUACCAAGAGCCUGGAGUCUGCUGAUCAGAUUACUCGGCAUUCGCUCGCGGGACUCGUUGGCCAGGUCUUGACGUCAACUAAAGUUGAGGUGCCACAAGCUCACGACCCGAAGAAGAAGGAAGGCGAAGAUGAUGGCGAAGUCGGGACUCCAGCUGCUCACGUUGGAUCAGAGACCCUGAAGACAAUCCUGUCUCCCAAGGAAAUGUUGCAGGUCCUCUCGGCUCAGUUCAAUAAGCCCAAUGCGUCUCGCAAAGUCCGGAUCGGAAUUUUCGACUUCUACUGCGCCCUGAUUUCAGCGCUUGGUGUUACCUUCGUAGAACACAACUACUCGACGAUCGUGCACCAUUUCAUGAUGGACAUCAUAUCACAUCCUCGGGCUUCGUCUACCAAGCACGACGACUUGCUAUGCAGGAAACUAGUCGGCAUUGUGCUGCGAGACCUAGUCGGUGUUCGGAUGUUGAAUGAGCAGGCUCAAAUCAGCGCUAUCCAGGAGUUAUCCAGUGCGUACCUGAAGAGGUGGCCGGCUAUGAUGCCCGGGCAGGUAGAGCCAAAUCCGUCGGUUCUCGUUAUUAUAUUGAAGGAGGUUGCUGGACUCGUUCAACAACUUGGCAACGCUCCCACUCCUGUGCAGGAUGCUCUAACUGACCCUCUGGUUACUCUACUGGCGCACCCCGAGCAUGCAACUCGUAUCAAUGCAGCAUGGGCUCUGCGAUGUUUCUGCGAAUCGACUCCUACACAGCUGGCCAAGGUUCUACUCAAUGUGAUCGAUUUGCUGCAGCGGGAUAUCAAUUCGUUGACUGUCCCCACAGGCGCUACCGAUCGUAACGCUCGUGCUCUGGGACAUGCAUACGGCCUCGCUGGUCUGGUGGCGCUCAUACCACAGCGCCCGCUCUAUGUCUCGUAUGAAAUCAGUGCCAAGGUACUUGACACUGCGAUACAGCUCCUCAAACGCGCCGGAGACCAUGACGUUGAUAUUGCCGUUGUGGAAGUAGAGAUAGCAUGGACUUGCAUUGCAUCUCUGACGACGCUCGGUCCCAACUUUGUCCGUCCGCACUUGCCGCAGCUGCUUGUUCUGUGGCGCAAUGCCUUACCGAAGCCGACGAGCAAGGACACGGCUACCGCUACAGGCCGGAGCGCUUCGGAAUGGAAUUUCUUGAUCCAUGUGAGAGAGAGCGCGUUGGGUGCUAUAUAUUGUUUCUUGCAGAACAACAUCCCUUCCCUUGUCACGCUAGACGUGACGAGGCGCAUAUCAUCUCUCCUGACCAACGCCCUCCUUUUCGCCAACGCCUUCUCCUCACAGAACGUGAACGAGCUGGACGAGCAAUACCGCCAGCUAUUCAGCAAGGGCUUGAGUCUUCAUUCAAGAGAGGCCUUGUUGCGUCGUCGUGUCUUUCAAUGCUUCAGUGCUCUUGGUCUCUCUACUAUCAGCGAGUCCACCCAAGGGGCACUUCUCCAGUCUGCUGUAAACAUCUUCGCUGGCCCCGACGCAUACAGCGGAUCCGGUGUUCAAGCUGCGAUAGCUGCUUCAGCAGGAUCUUUCACAUCUGUAUGGCAGAGCUCCGAUGGUUAUGCGUAUGGCGUGACCGGGAUUGAGAUCGGCCGCGAUGAGGACGCGAUAUCUGCCACCAGUCGCCAAGACCGCUUGAAUCGCGAUAGCAUCGAGGUCUCCAUCGACGAUCUGUACCGGAAACCAUUUAUCGGCUCAUGCGAGUAUGACCCGCUCGUGCUUUGUCAAUCCCGAAAUGACAGCAUAGACUCGUUUCCAGCCGUCACGGCUGUUGUCGACUCCGCGGUGGAGCUUUUUUCUCUCCUGCUCCCCUUUCAGGAUCUCAGUUCCUCUGUAAAAGCGUUAAGUCAGCUUGUCGAGUCGGUGCGCUCCAAUAAGCUGGAAAGGAACGUAGGCCGCAAGGCUGCUGUCUUCAUCAACGCUGUAGUCGCCGUAACGCUCACCCUGCGCCGAACUCUGACUGUGGAUCGCCAGGCACGAGACACUUUCGCGAGUGCCCAAGUUACUUCGGUAUUGUCGCCCUUCCUGAAGGAUGCGCUUAUUGAAGGUGAUCCAGUCCUAAGGGAAGCCAGCAGUGAAGCAAUCGGCCGCCUCGCCAGUCUCGCUGGUACUGCCUUCUUGGCUCAGCAGAUCAAACAACUCGUUGAUCAGGUUGUGGGUAAUCGAGAUCCAUAUGGACGAGCCGGAUGCGCGAUGGCUUUCGGAGCCAUACACAGCUACGUGGGUGGCCUGGCAGCGGGACCUUUGCUUAAGACCUCCGUCAAUAUCCUUAUGUCCCUAAGCAACGAUCCUCAUCCUAUUGUUCACUUUCAUGCCCUUGACGCACUGGGAAGUGUGAUUGCUGCCGCAAGUUUGGCUUACGCUCCCUUCGUGUCUAGUACAAUCGCCAUGUUGUUCAAGCUCUACUUGCUGGAAUCUCACGAGUCGGAAGCCGGAGCCCUGACCAUGGCCAACAUGAAGGGUGAUCUGCCAGCAUACCAGGCCGUUUGUCAUGUAAUCGACGCCAGCAUCACUGUUCUAGGUCCAGACAUGCAGGAGUCCAACCGGACUCGCAAUUUGAUCCUCGAUCUUGUCCAGGCAUUCUCCCUCGAGGAUGACGACGGCGUUCGGGUAGAAGCUAUCAAGUGCAUACAACACUCCCUGAUGUUUGCUCCGGACUAUACGCCAUUAACUCAACUCGUGGAGCAACUCAGCCGGCACCUAUCUUCUUCCCGUAGGCCUCUCAAAAUUGCUGCUAUAAAUGCCCUGUAUCAGUUGGUCCAGAGAGAUGCAUUUGCCAUGUCGAGGGUCGGCGGCGAUCGACUUGUCGAAGAACUCUUUGCCAUGCUCGACGAUGAUCCUUCCAUCGACGGCGUGCGAAAUGUCAUCGCUAGCUGGCUAAUGCAGACUGCAGUCCAUAAUCCGUCUGCCUGGAUCGACUUGUGCCAACGAAUCAUGUCCCGGACGACUGCAUCGCAGCAGGCUGCCGAUGCUGCAUCCAAAGGCAAUCUUCGCGACGACGAGGGUGAGUCCUUAAAUGUCGGCGGUAACGUUGCGAACGCAGACGAGCGGCACACACCUUCGACCUGCAGAUGGAGAACGCAGCUGUUUGCACUCCAGUGUCUGCACGAUAUUUGCAAUCUUGUUUCUCAAAGUGGGCGCAGAGAACAAAUCGAUAUACCCUUCGCUCGGGCCCGUGGCAUUCAAGUCAGGACACUGUUGGUGUCGAGAGUAGCAGAUCUCAUACGAAUGGCAUUCACGGCUUCCGCAGCGUACGUCACAGAAAUCAGAUUGGAAGGCCUCGUUGUCCUCCGCGACGUCAUUAAGGUCUUUGCUACUUCACCAGAUCCGGACUAUGAGGAUUGCCUUCUGCUGGAGCAGUAUCAGGCGCCAAUAACUGCAGCGCUCACCCCGGCGUUUUCGUCAGAGUCUACUCCUGAUAUCCUUGCAUCGGCUAUUGGGACGUGUGCAAUCUUUGUAGGCUGCGGGGUGAUUAAAGAUGCGGGAAGAAUGGGCCGGAUAUUAAAAUUACUGACCUCAGCACUUGACCAAACAACAGAGACCGGAACGUUGUCAUUGGGCGAUGCUGGACCCUUGAGUCCCAACGCGUCUGCCAUGCUUCGAGUAGCCACCGCAUCUGCUUGGGCCGAGCUUGAGGUGGCGAGUGCUCAUCAACCUUAUCUUCGCGAGAUACUGCAGCCCUACCGACCAACCCUUGCGUCGCUAUGGUUGGGUUCCCUGCGUGAUUACGCUAGCAUCCGUGGCGAGUCGGAAGUUGCUCAAGAGGCGUCUUCAUUAACGUUGGACUCUUCAUACUCAAGUCUUGGACGCGAAGUCCUUCUACCGUAUUAUGCCGACUCCUGGACGGUAAUCUUGCAUGCUGUCUCUUCCGCCUUGGACAAGGGAGACCCUGGUAUCAUUGCAUCCAUGGAUGGCCGAGAGAACAGCCCUGCUUCCACCGAAACUGAAGCGCGUCGGAAGGAACCCACGUACAUGUUUUUCGUUCUGUUUGGCCUCAUUUAUGAUGCUUUAUCGUCCUCAUCCGUCGAUGCUGCGUCCGCUCCGGCCACCCGGCGCACUUCGGAAAUCGCACUGUCAGCGCUGAAAAGUUUGGUGAAACCUGAAUAUAGCGGAGAAGCUUUACUCCAAUCGAAUAUCUUCGAAGAAUUCGUAGGUCUCUGUUACCGACUAUCCCUAACCGAGACACCUCAGGCUCAGAUACACCUUCUUGCGGCUUUAACGAGCCUGGUUACGUCACAUAAUAACACUGCGGGGCUGCUAUCAUGGGAUAUGCCUCGCGCUCGUUGUCUGCAAAUUUGCGCUCAUAUUCUCCGACGUGCUCUGCCCGGAAUACGUGAUGCCGUCCCAUAUGGUGCUUCCACGGCUCUGAGUGACCGGAUUAGUCUGCUUCGUGCCGCAUUUACAGCAUUUACUAAUAUCGGGCAAGCACUGGGAGCCGAUGUGCACGAAGACGCGCGCGCAGCUGGCAUAUGUCUCUAUGCUGAACUUCUCAAGGAUGAAUCAUCAGAUACUGAUCUUGUCAGCCCAACCCUGCUCUGCUUGAAGUCAUUCCUCGAUGUUCCCCCAGGUGUACAAUCCCAGCAAGAGAGAUAUCAUCAAUCAGUACAGGGCAUACUCUCAGCAUGUCUCAUCAAUAUAGAGAGCAUGAGAGGGCGACAGGGAUCCAUUGCCUCCAAAGUUAUCCGAAACAAUUUUCUUGCCAUGGUGCUCAUUCUUACCUCUAUCCUGCCAACACUCAAAUUAGGGAAGCCAGUUGUGGACCGAUGCUGCUUUCUUUUAUCUGAGCACCUGAUGGGUGAUGAUGAGGUGUCAUUUACAGCUGUACAAUGUGCAAAGACUCUUGUUGUGGCCUCUGCUUCAGGUGCUCCAGUGCUUCGGUACUGCUCAAGAUUAAUGAUCCCAAGUCUCCUUGGCUAUCUGCUGGGCCUUGCCAAUUUGAAGCAAAGCUCUGUACAAGAUGUGCAUGUCAAAGGUGCAGCAGAGACCUUGAAAGCCUUUUCUUCCUACAUGGACCUUGUCCCUGAAGAUCUUCGGCAUUGUGUAUUGGGAAUUCUCUUGCCAACACUUGCUUUGCUGCUGGAUUCUACUAGUUCACCCCCUCCAUUGCACUCACUAUGCAUUUCCCAACUGCUGUCAUAUGCUUCCUCAUAUCCUGCAGCCUUCAAGGCCACUACAGCAAAACUUGAUGUACACAAAAGGGAAGCAUUGGAGGAAUCUCUGAGACAGUCAUUAGCACCUAGGGCAUCUGGUGUUGACUCUGCAUCACAGAGGCCACAGAUAUCUCUCAGGGCCUUUGGAUCAUAGUGCAGUAACAGACAAGCUUUCAACUGC